AUGGUAUUAGUCAGACAAAAAUGCCCCAAUUAUCCAGCCGCUGAGAGUAUUUCGCUGACAGGCUCAGCCGCUGCAGUUGGUUUCAGCGAAAACAAGCAUUUGGACAGAAGCAGGACGCCCGGAACUGCUGUACGGUUCACAAACGUGCAUACAUUUGCUCGUUUGCAGCAUGUUUCAGUAGGACUCUCGCCCUGUUCGGCGGGGUAAAAAGGACAUGGUGAAAUCACUCUGCCUGGCUCUGCUCACCUUUGUUCCCCUGCUGUGGUUUCUGAGGGAAUCUGAUGGGAUGCCGGACCCCACUCGCCGGGACCUGCUGAUGCGCGAGGAGGUGUCCAGGCAGACGGGAGGCCUGUUGACGCUAACGCCGGCAGAGCAGAAGCUGGAUGCUUACCUGCAUCGGUUGAAGGAGCAGGAGAUGGCAGCUACACCGUUUCCUCCUGCUUUACACUUCUUCAAGGCUAAGCCUUUCAUUGAGAGGAGCUCAAUCUACAAACUGCUGCAGAAGAUGCCGAAAGGUGCGGCGCUCCACAUCCACAGCUCAUCUCUGGUCAGCGCCGAAUGGCUGGUAAAAAAUGUUACCUACAGACCUCACUGCUACAUCUGCUUCACGUGGGACAACUCGGUCCGUUUCCUGUUCUCCAAUCGACAGCCCUUCCCUCGAUGGGACUGCUUCUACUGGCAGCUGCUGGAGUCGCUACGGGCCAGGAUAGAGGACAAUGCAGCAUUUGACAACAGUUUAAUCCAGCACCUCACACUGUUUACUGAGGAUCCAGAUGGUGAAUAUCCAAACCAAGAUGUUGUGUGGGAGAAGUUUGAGAAGGCCUUCAUUGCUACUGCAGGGUUAGUCGCACACGCUCCUAUUCUGAGGGACUACAUCUACCAGGGCUUAGAGGAGCUUCACAAAGACAACGUCAUGUAUCUGGAGCUGAGGAGUGGCCUAUCAAGGACGUACGAGCUUGAUGGAACCAUUCAUGACAAGAUUUGGACUCUGAAGAUGUUCCAGGAAGUCACAUCAAAGUUCAAACAAAAUCAUCCAGAUUUUUUCGGGGCCCGCAUCAUAAUUUCUGUCCACAGGGCUCUGGGCGUAUAUGAGGUCAAAGCUGCCGUGACGGAAGCCAUACAGCUGAAAAAGGACUUCCCAGAUGUUGUAGCAGGAUUUGACUUGGUUGGCAGGGAGAACAGUGGAAGGACUCUUUGGUACUUCAGAGAAGCCCUUUCCUUGCCAGCUGAACUGGGGGCAUCACUGCCGUACUUCUUUCAUGCAGGAGAAACAGAUGAUGAAGGAACAGACGUAGAUCAAAAUCUCCUAGAUGCUCUGCUCUUCAACACCAGCCGCAUUGGGCACGGCUACGCUCUGGCCCACCAUCCUCUGGCCAAAGAGAUUUCUAGGAAAAGGAACGUCGCUGUGGAGCUUUGCCCCAUUUCUAACCAGGUGUUGAAGCUGGUCUCGGACCUGAGGAACCACCCUGCAGCCAUGCUGAUGUCUGAAGGCCACCCGAUGGUGAUCAGCUCAGACGACCCCUCCAUGUUCGGAACCACUGGGCUCUCUUUUGACUUUUAUGAAGCCUUUGUGGGGAUCGGAGGGCUGAAGGCAAAUCUGGGCACGCUGAAAGAGCUGGUCGUCAACUCCAUCAGGUACAGCUCGCUGCCCGAUGAGCUUAAGGACAGAGCUUUCACCAUGUGGCAAACCAAAUGGGACAGCUUCAUCUCUGCUAACUCCUGACUGCCCCGUUACACCUAAUCCUGUUUGACUUGAACUAUGGAUGAAGCUCCACUUGUUUUUGCGUUUACAGUACCAGUUUCUCUGAAAGACGGUGCAGUUUUUGUGCCGUAACAUCGACCACAUGUUGCAGCUUCCAUCGCUGACCACUGCACUGCUGAAGAACCAGUUUGAGAUUCAAGCCUCGCAUUGAGAUUUCCAGACACCUCUUUGUUUCUCUGUUCUGGAUCUGCCCCCCCUGUUCACAAAUAAAUCUUUAAGUU
Cyprinodon variegatus (sheepshead minnow) is the source of this 1983-nucleotide messenger RNA. RefSeq names its product adenosine deaminase CECR1-A-like (gene ada2b). Lineage: Eukaryota; Metazoa; Chordata; Actinopteri; Cyprinodontiformes; Cyprinodontidae. Gene Ontology annotation, molecular function: adenosine deaminase activity. The transcript is spliced from 11 exons. The record is from RefSeq and is a predicted model, not a curated record. The coding region runs from base 215 to 1723 and encodes 502 amino acids. Gene Ontology annotation, biological process: adenosine catabolic process; inosine biosynthetic process.